Messenger RNA from Psammomys obesus (fat sand rat), 1703 nucleotides. It is a transcript of the gene Depdc7, whose product is annotated as DEP domain containing 7. The record is from RefSeq and is a predicted model, not a curated record. The coding region runs from base 46 to 1581 and encodes 511 amino acids. Gene Ontology annotation, biological process: intracellular signal transduction. Lineage: Eukaryota; Metazoa; Chordata; Mammalia; Rodentia; Muridae. The transcript has 9 exons.
GGCCGGAGCAGCCUCGCGGACGGCGGAGUGAAGCUGACCUCGGUCAUGGCCACGGUUCGGGACAAGGCGGCGGCGCUGAACCUGUCGGCUCUGCAGAGCCCCGCGCAGAGGCCUCCCGGCUUCAGUGUGGCCCAAAGGCCAUUUGGAGCCACGUAUGUGUGGAGCAGCAUCAUAAACACCCUUCAAACCCAAGUGGAGGUGAAGAAACGGAGGUACCACUUAAAGCGGCACAAUAACUGCUUCGUCGGCUCGGAGGCCGUGGACGUAAUUUGCUCUCACUUAAUUCAGAAUAAAUUCUUUGGUGACGUCGAUAUUCCUCGGGCCAAAGUGGUGAGAGUGUGUCAAGCUCUUAUGGACUACAAAGUAUUUGAAGCAGUUCCAACCAGAGUCUUCGGGAGAGACAGAAAGCCUACCUUUGAAGACAGCAGUUGCAGCCUUUAUAGAUUCACCACAGUACCUAAUCAGGACAGUCAAUUAGGCAAUGAGAACAAAGUGUAUUCUCCUUCCAGGUGCUCAGAUGCAUUGUUUAAGUCAUCUGAUAUCAAGUCAAACAGUUUGGAGGACCUAUGGGAAAAUCUGAGUUUAAAGCCUGCCAGCUCCCCUGGAAUACAUACCUCCACCAGGCUGUCUCCUCAAGUCAUCAGUGCAGUAUGGCAAGAAGAGACAAUUGGACGUUUACUGCAACUUGUCGACCUUCCGUUUCUUGACUCCUUACUCAGACAGCAAGAGGUUGCAUCUAAAGCCCCUCAGUGUAAGAGACAGCCUGACAUGUUCAACACCAGUAACUAUCUGGAUCGAGGAAUUCUCAGGGCCUAUGGUGACUCUCAGGAGGAUGAAUGGGUCUCUGCAGCCAUUGACUGCUUGGAGUAUCUUCCCGACCAGAUGGUUGUGGACAUAAGCAGGAAUUUUCCUGAGCAACCAGACAGAACAGACUUAGUGAAGGAACUUCUGUUUGAUGCUAUUGGCAAAUAUUACAGUACUAGGGAACCUCUGUUAAACCACCUGUGUGAUGUUCAUAACGGAAUAGCAGAGCUUCUAGUAAAUGGGAAGACUGAAAUAGCCUUAGAAGCUACUCAGCUGUUUCUGAAGCUUCUGGAUUCCCAAAAUAGGGAAGAAUUUAGAAGACUGCUUUACUUCAUGGCUGUUGCAGCACAUCCUUCCGAAUAUAAAUUACAGAAAGAAAGUGACAAUCGGAUGGCUGUGAAAAGGGUGUUCUCAAAAGCUAUUGUCAACAAUAAAAACUUAUCCAAAGGCAAAACUGAUCUUCUGGUACUGUUCCUAAUGGAUCACCAAAAAGAUGUUUUCAAGAUUCCCGGAACUCUACAUAAAAUUGUGAGUGUUAAGCUUCUGGCCAUACAAAAAGGAAGAGAUCCUAGUAAAGACACAGGCUAUAUUUACUGCCAGAGAAUUGAUGGAAGUGACUACUGUAGCAGUAGCCAGAAGAAAACCAAAGAUGAACUGUUGAGCUUACUAAAGACUAUUGAUGAGGACUCAAAACUCUCUGCCAAAGAGAAGAAGAAACUGCUAGGCCAGUUCCAUAAGUGUCAUCCAGACAUCUUCACUGAGUAUUUUGGAGACUGAGUUUCUAAUGUCUAUAUGUAUGUGCAGUUGUAUAUUUUAAGGGCAAAUUAUGUAUCCUAAAGAUAUUUGUAAGCUUGGAUGUUUAAAUAUGAAGUUGUACUUAAUAAAACUUUUUAUACCCA